AUGGCCUCUGCACUGUGGAGGAGUCCGGCGUUUCGCUGCCUCCUGCUCCUUCUCUUUUGCUUUCACUGUUCACAAGGGUUCAGCCGUGCAGUGCACUCCAUGCCUUUCGGGCUGGUCAGGAGAGAGCUCUCAUGUGAAGGAUAUGCAAUUGAUCUCCGCUGCCCGGGGAGUGAUGUCAUUAUGAUCGAGACGGCCAACUACGGCCGCACUGAUGACAAGAUCUGUGACGCUGACCCAUUCCAGAUGGAGAAUGUCAACUGCUACCUCCCUGAUGCUUACAAGAUUAUAUCACAAAGGUGCAACAACCGUACGCAGUGUGUGGUUGUCACUGGCUCUGAUGUCUUUCCUGAUCCAUGCCCUGGCACCUACAAGUACUUAGAGGUCCAGUAUGAGUGUGUUCCCUAUAAAGUGGAGCAAAAAGUAUUCAUUUGUCCUGGGACUCUGAAGGCCGUAGAAGCUGCCACCUUUGUGUUUGAGGCUGAGCAGCAAGCAGGGUCCUGGUGCAAAGACCCGCUGCAGGCUGGAGACAAAGUCUUCUUCAUGCCCUGGACGCCAUACCGCACUGACACCCUCAUCGAGUACGCCUCUUUGGAGGACUUUGAAAAUGGUCGCCAAACGACGACCUACAAACUGCCGCACCGAGUGGACGGGACAGGCUUCGUUGCUUAUGAUGGUGCUAUUUUCUUUAACAAAGAACGCACUCGUAACAUUGUGAAGUUUGACCUUCGCACACGCAUCAAAAGCGGUGAAGCAAUUGUAAACAAUGCCAACUAUCAUGAUACCUCCCCUUAUCGCUGGGGUGGCAAAACGGACAUUGACCUUUCGGUGGAUGAGAGGGGGUUGUGGGUAAUCUACGCCACAGAGCAAAACAACGGACGCAUAGUGGUGAGCCAGCUGAACCCGUACACGCUUCGCUUUGAGGGCACCUGGGAAACGGCGUACGACAAGCGCUCAGCCUCCAACGCCUUCAUGGUGUGUGGCGUGUUGCACGUAGUCCGCUCGACCUACGAGGAAAACGAGAGUGAGGCCAGUCGCAGCCAAAUCGAUUACAUCUACAAUACCAAGCUAAACCAAGGCGAAUACACCGACAUCCUUUUCCCUAACCAGUACCAGUACAUCACCGCUGUGGAUUAUAACCCCAGAGAUAACCAGCUGUAUGUGUGGAAUAACUUCUACAUCCUGCGCUACGACCUGGACUUCGGGCCACCUGAUCCUGCCGAAGUUCCAACAAUUGAGGAUGUUUCACUCUCAUCAUCUAUGCCCAAAUCUACCACGGUGUUCACUACCACAACUAUGCCUGCCAUGAGGGGGCACGGGGACACGACGAUAGCAGGGGCAGAUCCAAGAGAGGGAAGAAAUCCUUUUGAGGACAACCACAGCUCCGUAACAUCUGAACCCACCGUCCCUGAGCUGCCUCCGACGCCCAGACGCUUUUGCGAGGCCACUAGGAGGAGAGCCAUCGACUGGCCCCAGACACACACCGGGACCACCAUCGACAGACCCUGCCCCAAAGGAACCAGGGGCGUUGCCACUUUCCUCUGCACCGUGACAGGAACAUGGUGCUCCAAAGGGCCAGACCUCAGCAACUGCACCUCCCAUUGGGUGACUCAGGUGGCACAAAAGAUCCGAAGUGGUGAAAAUGCAGCAAAUUUAGCCAACGAGCUGGCUCGACACACACAGGGCCCGGUGUUUGCCGGAGACAUCAGCUCCUCCGUGCGCCUGAUGGAGCAGCUCGUGGACAUCCUGGAUGCUCAGCUUCUGGAGUACAGACCAAACGAGAAGGACUCAGCUGGACGCAGCUUCAACAAGCUUCAAAAAAGAGAGAAGACAUGCCGAGCGUACAUGAAGGCGAUUGUGGAUACUGUUGACAACCUCCUGAGACCGGAAGCACUGAAAUCCUGGAAAGACAUGAAUUCCACCGAGCAAACGCACGCCGCCACCAUGCUCCUGGAUACCCUGGAGGAAGGAGCGUUCGUCCUAGCAGAAAACCUGAUCGAGCCGGCCAUCGUAAAGGUGCCUGCUGAGAAUAUCAUGCUGGACGUGUACGUGCUGAGCACUGACGGUCAGGUGCAAGACUUCAGGUUUCCCCAGUCGAGCAAAGGCGGAGCGACUCUUCAGCUUUCCUCCAACACAGUGAAAGUUAACAGCAAAAAUGGUGUGGCAAAGCUGGUGUUUGUGCUCUACAAACACUUGGGUCAGUUCCUCAGCACCGAAAAUGCCACACUAAGAGGAAUGGGAGACCUGAACAAGCACAACCUCUCCCUCACUGUUAACUCCCACAUCCUGUCAGCUUCCAUCACAAAGGAGUCCAGCCGUGUGUUUGUGGCCGACCCAGUGAUCUUCACACUGGAGCACCUGGAUAAGGAGCACUAUUACAACCCCAACUGCUCCUUCUGGAAUUACUCCGAGCGAAGCAUGAUGGGCUACUGGUCCACUCAGGGCUGCAAACUGUUAGACACUAAUAAGAGCCACACCACUUGCUCAUGCAGUCACUUGACCAACUUCGCCAUCCUCAUGGCUCAUCGGGGAAAUGUGAGGGAGGGGAGCGUGCAUGAGCUCCUUCUUACCGUCAUCACCAGGAUGGGCAUCGCCGUGUCUCUGGUCUGCCUGGCCAUCAGCCUCUUCACCUUCUGCUUCUUCAGAGGUCUGCAAAGUGACCGCAACACCAUCCACAAAAACCUCUGUCUCAACCUCUUCAUCGGAGAGCUUCUCUUUCUUGUGGGCAUCAACAUGACAGAACCGAAGCUGGUGUGCUCCAUCAUCGCUGGAAUCCUCCACUUUUGCUUUCUGGCUGCCUUCACCUGGAUGUGUUUGGAGGGCGUGCAGCUCUACCUCAUGCUGGUCGAGGUCUUCGAGAGCGAGUUCUCACGCAAGAAGUACUACUACCUCGCCGGCUACCUCGUCCCCACCGUGGUCGUGGGCGUCUCAGCAGCCAUCGACUACAUGAGCUACGGCACACAGCGGGCCUGCUGGUUGAGAGUGGAUAACCAUUUCAUCUGGAGCUUCAUUGGACCUGUGACCUUGAUAAUUGUGGUCAAUGUCAUCUUCCUGGUGGUGACGAUGUACAAGAUGGUGAAGCAUUCCACCUCCAUGAAACCCGACUCAAGCAGGCUGGGGGGUAUCAGGUCGUGGGUGUUGGGAGCGUUUGCCUUGCUUUGUCUUUCGGGACUCACGUGGUCUUUUGGCUUGUUCUUCCUCAACGAAUCGUCCAUUGUGAUGGCUUACCUAUUUACCAUAUUCAACACUUUACAAGGGAUGUUCAUCUUCAUCUUCCACUGCCUACUUCAGAAAAAAGUCCGGAAAGAGUACAGCAAAUGUUUCCAUCAGUCCCAGUGUUGCGGUGCACUCCCAUCUGAGAGUUCCCACAGCUCAGCCAAGGCAUCCACGUCUCGAUCCACAGCUCGCUACUCAUCUGCUACACAGAGCCGCAUCAGGCGGAUGUGGAACGACACUGUGAGAAAGCAGUCGGAGUCCUCCUUCAUCUCAGGCGACAUAAACAGCACCUCCACACUCAACCAGGGGAUGACUGGCAACUACCUUCUAACUAACCCCCUCCUCCGAACCCACGACACUAACCCCUAUAACAACCUGCUGGCCGAAACAGUGGUGUGCAACACCCCCUCUCCACCGGCUUUUCACUCCCCAGGACAGCACUCUCUCAGCAACAGCAGGGACAUCAGCGCCAUGGACACUCUCCCUCUCAAUGGCAAUUUCAACAACAGCUACUCCCUGCGCGACGACGACUAUGAGGCCGUGGGCGUUCGGCCCCCAGGUGACCUGGGGGGCCUCAACCUGGACGACGCCGCCUUCGAGAAAAUGAUAAUUUCUGAGAUUGUCCAUAACAACUUGAGGCCCCGCGGGCCUCCCAAAGUUCGCAACAACCCAAGAGAGAAGGACAGAGCCCUGCCUCCUCAAACCAGGGUGACAGUGGAUCAAGGUGGGGGUGGGAGUUGCAGCGAGGAUGACGCCAUCGUGGCAGAUCACACCGAGGCCUCGUCUCCCCAGAGAGGAGGUGGAAGAGGCGGUCAAACCACUCUGGAGUUGCUCCUUCACCCCCAUCAUAAGGAGGUUCUGGAGGCUCCCCUCCUGCCUCAAAGGACUCACUCUUUGCUCUACAGUGCCCAGAAGGCCCCGAGGCGCCUGGAGGGGCAGAACGGUCAUGGCUCUGAGGCUGUGACCGCAGUGGAGGACAUGGGCUUGCACUCCCCCAACAACAAUAGAGACUCCCUUUAUACCAGCAUGCCAAACCUGAGAGACUCGCCCUCACCUUCAGCUUCACCGUACCCGCCCGAGGAAGAGGAGGAGGAAGAGGAGGAGGAGCUCUCUCCCUCGCUUCAAAGUGAAAGCGAGGAGGCUUAUCGUAAAAGCAUGCCCGAGCUUGGUGAUGCACCGCAGCCGCUGUCCUACUACCACAUAAACCGAGGUACGAGCGACGGGUGCAUCAUCCCACCCAACAACGAGGACUGCCCACAGGAGGGGGAGGCACCAAGCGAUGGACAAAUGCAGCUCAUCACCAGCCUCUGAGUGGGACAUCUUUGCACAUCUUUUUUUCAGCCGAGUACUUUUUCCACUGGCGCGAGGAGAGCCCGUGAGCCAUGCUGUGCUCACGCCCUUCCUGUCAGGGCAGGAAGUGAAAACGUCCUGAGUGGGGAUUAGGAGUGAAUGAAUGAAUGACUUUUGCACACAGAUCUCAUUUACACAUGAACACGUCCAACUGAGGCCUGACGGCUGUGAACUGUGGACACUCUGCUGUUGGGACUAAUGAGGUGCAGAUAACACACAGUCAAGGAGAUAAAUCUGGCCUUUCUGUUGUACUGAGAGAAAAAUCAGAGUAAAAGAUUAAAAAAGAAAAAACUCCAGGCGAAGAACCAUGAAACUCUUGACAUAUUCCUGGGGGCUUUAUGGAACCAGGGUCUUUUUAGACAAGAAAAAGUGCAGAACUAGAACUAGUGUUGCUCCACUCCACAUCAGGACUGUAAAUUGAAGAAACCACUAAUUCAGACUCAGGCCUUAUAUUUUUCUCUAUUGCACAAUUAACUGUUGUACAAGUAACAGCUGAAAAAAAUAUAUUUUGCUGUACCACUAGUGUAAAAAGUAAAUCUAAAAAACUGAAGAAAAAAAGAAAAACGGCAAAUAUUCAGUAGUUAUGCCCUUUCAAUGUUAAGACUCUUCAGACAAGAUUAAUCAAACUGUUGGAAAUGUACUUUUUCCUCUCACACUUGACUUGUUGUAGUAUGUUUGAAUAUAAAAAGGAAAAAAAAAAAGUUUCGAGAGACAUCAGUCCAUAUGAACCCAUGCUCACGUCUCUGCUUGUGAAGUGCUUUUGCUUUCAUGAAUGAUGAGGUUUUAUUUUGCCAGUAGUAUAUUUGUUAACACCGGGCCAUGCACAGACUUACAGGAGCGAGUUGGAUUUCUGCAUAAUUUCCU
Messenger RNA from Nematolebias whitei (Rio pearlfish), 5427 nucleotides. RefSeq names its product adhesion G protein-coupled receptor L2. Gene Ontology annotation, molecular function: G protein-coupled receptor activity; carbohydrate binding. Gene Ontology annotation, cellular component: neuron projection; membrane. The record is from RefSeq and is a predicted model, not a curated record. Lineage: Eukaryota; Metazoa; Chordata; Actinopteri; Cyprinodontiformes; Rivulidae. Gene Ontology annotation, biological process: brain development; adenylate cyclase-activating G protein-coupled receptor signaling pathway; cell surface receptor signaling pathway. The coding region runs from base 1 to 4524 and encodes 1507 amino acids. The transcript has 22 exons.